Molecule: messenger RNA, 294 nt
Organism: Sphenostylis stenocarpa
Lineage: Eukaryota; Viridiplantae; Streptophyta; Magnoliopsida; Fabales; Fabaceae
Source: the annotation of a GenBank genome assembly
AUGCAACUCAAGAGAGGCAUCAUGGUCUUUUUCUCUUGUGAGACCAAAGGUGUGACCAGGGACAUGGAGUUCACUCAAACUCCUUCCCUACCUGUGGUAAGGUACCAGGAUUUAAAGGGGCAUAAUUGUGAAGGAUAUAGAAAAGAAAUUUGCUCCAUCUGCUUGGUGGAGUAUGAAGGAAAAGAUGCAGUGAGUAAGUUGGGAAAAGGGAAGAUGAAGAGGGAGCAAAAAGGUGAUAAGAUCGAGAUCACCGAGUCCAGAAGCAAAGUCAGUGAGGAUUGCAUUGAGCAAUGA